CCCUGAUCUGAAGAUUUAAAAGUCGACAAAACUAGCAAGAGGCCAAUUCUUUUCAAACUUUCUAAAGGUUUGUCCCAUCCAGUCUUGCCGUGCUAUGGCUUCUCAAGGUACGUCGUCUCCAAAGAUCCAUGUCCUCGCAUUUCCCGUCAAAGGCCAGGGACACAUCACUCCGAUGAUGCAUCUCUGUAAAAAGAUCGCCGCUCGAGAUGGAUUCACCGUCUCGUUCGUCAAUGUCGACAGCCUCCACGACGAGAUGAUCAAGCACUGGAGAGCUCCACCCAAUACGGACCUCCGCCUCGUCUCAAUCCCACUCUCCUGGAAGAUCCCACACGGCCUGGAUGCUCACACUCUCACUCACUUGGGUGAGUUCUUCAAGACCACCACCGAGAUGAUCCCAGCUCUCGAGCACCUCGUCUCCAAACUCUCUCUCGAGAUCUCGCCGGUCCGCUGCAUCAUCUCGGACUACUUCUUCUUCUGGACCCAGGACGUUGCUGAUAAGUUCGGGAUUCCAAGGAUUGUUCUGUGGCCUGGAUCCACUGCCUGGACCACGAUUGAGUAUCACAUACCCGAGCUCAUCGCCGGAGGCCAUGUCUUUCCCAGCUUGACCGAAGCGAAGAAGCUUGUCGCGGAUGAAUCUGUAGUGGGCAUUAUCAAGGGACUGGGACCUCUUCAUCAAGCCGACGUACCUCUCUACUUGCAAGCUGACGAUCAUCUCUGGGCGGAGUACUCCGUGCAGCGAGUCCCCUACAUCCGCAAGGCCUCCUGCGUGCUCGUCAACUCCUUUUACGAUCUGGAGCCGGAAGCUUCCGACUUCAUGGCCGCCGAGCUCCGGAAAGGUGGCACGGAGUUUCUCUCUGUCGGUCCCAUGUUUCUCCUGGACGAGCAGACGUCCGAGAUCGGACCAACCAACGUGGUGCUCAGGAACGAGGACGGCGAGUGCCUGCGGUGGCUCGACAAGCAGGAAAAGGCUUCCGUUCUCUACAUAUCUUUUGGCAGCAUCGCGGUCGUGACUGUCGAACAGUUUGAGGAGCUUGCGGUGGGACUGGAAGCAAUCGGAAAGCCUUUCUUGUGGGUGUUACGGCCAGAACUUCUCAUUGGAAAUCCGGUAGAGAAGUAUAAGGAAUUCUGCGAACGUACCUCCAAGCAGGGAUUUACUGUGUCCUGGGCACCGCAGCUACGAGUUCUGAAACACCCCUCCAUCGCUGCGCACCUCAGUCACUGCGGCUGGAACUCGGUGCUGGAAAGUAUCAGCAAUGGAGUGCCUCUCAUGUGUUGGCCUUGGGGAGCUGAGCAAAACACCAACGCAAAGCUGGUUAUACACGACUGGAAGAUUGGAGCUGGAUUUGCAAGAGGGGCGAAUGGACUGAUCGGCAGAGGCGACAUCGAAAAGACGCUGCGGGAGGUGAUGGAUGGGGAAAGAGGGAAGCAGAUGAAAGACACGGUUGAGGUGCUGAAGUGCAAGGCAAGGAAAGCUGUGGAGAGUGGUGGUCGAUCCGCUGCGAGCUUGGAUGAUUUUCUUAAAGGCCUCAGCAGCCAGUGAUGCAAUGAUAAGUUAUCACUGCAAGUGCUAGCGUGAGAUGGCAAACAUGUGAAAAACUUACAUGCCGCGAAUUUGUCAAGCUUGACAAAACAUGAAGCGAAUAAAAUAUUCGUCUACCUUGCAA
Molecule: messenger RNA, 1664 nt
Organism: Selaginella moellendorffii
Lineage: Eukaryota; Viridiplantae; Streptophyta; Lycopodiopsida; Selaginellales; Selaginellaceae
Product: UDP-glycosyltransferase 85A2
Exons: 2
Coding region: 95-1540 (481 amino acids)
Molecular function (GO): UDP-glycosyltransferase activity
Source: RefSeq, a predicted model, not a curated record